GAGAUGGGUCCUCUCUUCUACGGCUUUGGCACCGACAGCAUUGCUGCGAUAGCUUACCAGUUCAAUGACACGAGAAACGAGUUUGAGAACACCGUUGCCAUUGUCAGCCGCCGGGACUGCGUGCCAAUCAUCAGUACAACCACCAUCCUCCGUCCCGGAAACAACUAUUUGAAAGCUCUGGGCUACAACAACAUCUUCCCCGGCAUCAGGGACAGCUCCGUCUUUGACCCCCCAUCCUACUGUAGAAAGAGUGCCAAGAAUGCUGUCAACACCGUGUAUGAUAUCCGCCGUGUCUAAAGAAGUUUUACGUGUCUUACUGUGUAAUACGAAGCUGGAAACGCCAUUGUCGAACAACGAACGAAUGGAUUGUAACUGAGAAUAAAGUAUGCAUUUGU
Molecule: messenger RNA, 395 nt
Organism: Haliotis rubra (blacklip abalone)
Lineage: Eukaryota; Metazoa; Mollusca; Gastropoda; Lepetellida; Haliotidae
Product: ependymin-related protein 1-like
Exons: 3
Coding region: 4-297 (97 amino acids)
Source: RefSeq, a predicted model, not a curated record